GUUAUACAAUUAUGAUAUUUUUAAUUGUGUUUCAAUUUACAUUAGAAUUUUGUUACAUGUUUCUGUAAAUUUUUUUAAUACUAUAAAUUACACCAGUAGGGCUCUGCCCAGUGUGGAAAAUUUAUUUGGAAUCUUGAAUUGAGCUCUCUCCGCUAUUUGAGACUCAUAUCGGAAAUGCAGUGAUUGAUUGGAAGAAUCGAAUCCGAAGAGGUAAAGAAGAAGCCCUCGCCGACUCACGCCCUGCCCGCGAGCCACUUCAGGCGGCUAAUGACACAUCCUGUUUUGGGCAUAGAAACAGAGAGAAGAUGUGGUAAGCUCAGUAAAAUGGUGAGAAUCAGUUCCAAGAAGUUAUGUGGUCUAUGCUUGAACUGUGGUAUUCGCUUAUUUCCUGGCAAGCAAAAUCCUACCAAAAAGGAAUCUUUUUUUCAUUUGGAAUCUCAUAUAACAUCAAAUCCCCUGCUCUUUUCCACUCUGGUUUCCCCAAAGUUUGUAUCAAAGCUCAACUUCAUUCCAGAAUCAGAUAAUCCUAUGUCUGGCGAUGGAAAGUUCAAUACGAUGAAUGAAUCGAAAAACGGACGAGAAUUUAUUUACAUUAAUAAAGAAACUGAGUUUUCUCGAGAAAGUCAAUUACCAGAUCAUGAUGAGUUCUCUGCUGAUGUUGAGAAGAUGUAUAGAAUGCUUAGAAAGUACCAUUCUAGAGUUCCGAAACUGGAAUUUGCUUUGUAUGAAUCCGGUGUUGUAGUUAGGUCUGGACUGGUAGAAAGAGUGCUUAAUCGCUGUGGUGAUGCUGGGAAUUUAGGGUACAGAUUCUUUGUGUGGGCAUCGAAACAGCCAGGUUACAGGCAUAGCUACGAUGCCUAUAAAUCAAUGAUUAAGAUUUUAAGCAAAAUGAGGCAGUUUGGAGCUGUUUGGGCUCUUAUAGAGGAGAUGAGGAAAGAAAAUGCUCACCUCUUAUCACCUGAGGUUUUUGUCAUUCUGAUGAGGAGAUUCGCAUCUGCGAGAAUGGUGAAAAAGGCCAUCGAAGUGUUGGAUGAGAUGCCAAAAUAUGGUUGUGAGCCGGAUGAAUAUGUUUUUGGGUGUCUGUUGGAUGCUUUGUGUAAAAAUGGCAGCGUAAAGGAAGCUGCUUUGCUGUUUGAAGAUAUGAGGAUUCGAUUUGCGCCAACAAUAAAACAUUUUACAUCACUAUUAUAUGGUUGGUGUAAAGAAGGAAAGCUGAUGGAGGCAAAAGUGGUGCUGGUAAAAAUGAGGGAAGCUGGUUUUGAGCCUGAUAUUGUUGUUUACAACAAUUUGCUUAAUGGAUACGCAACAGCAGGUAAGAUGUUGGAUGCUUUCCAUCUCAUGCAAGAGAUGAGGAGGAACGGGUGUGAGCCAAAUGCAACUUCAUAUACCAUCAUAAUUCAAGCUCUCUGUGCUCAGGAGAAAACGGAAGAGGCUGUGAGAGUAUUUCUGGAUAUGGAGCAUCGUGGUUGUGAGGCUGAUAUCGUUACUUACACCACUUUGAUAAGUGGAUUUUGUAAGUGGGGUAAGCUUGAUAAAGGCUACGAGCUUCUAGAUAGUAUGUUGCAAAAAGGGUAUACUCCUAACUCAACAACUUAUUUGUACUUCAUGUUAGCGCAUGAGAAAAAGGAGGAAUUGGAGGAGUGUCUAGAACUUAUGAAGGAGAUGCGGAAGAUCGGCGUGUUUCCUGACUUAAGCAUAUAUAACACAGUUAUUCGUUUGGCAUGCAAGUUAGGGGAGACUCGAGAUGGUAUGGGAAUGAUGAAUGAGUUAGAAGAAUAUGGCAUUAGUCCAGGGGUUGACACCUUUAUAAUCAUGAUUAAUGGUCUCAUUGAGCAAGGGUGUUUGGUUGAAGCUUGCGAUUAUUUCAGUGAAAUGAUAGGGAGAGGUCUUCUAGCUUCUCCACAGUACGGCAUCCUGAAGGACUUGUUGAAUUGUUUGUUAAGAGCGGAUAAACUUCAACUGGCUAAAGAUAUCUGGUCUUGUAUAAUAGCUAAGGGUUGUGAGCUUAAUGUGAAUGCAUGGACAAUUUGGAUUCACGCACUCUUUGCAAGUGGGCACGUCAAAGAUGCUUGCUCUUACUGUGUGGAUAUGAUGGAUGCUGGGUUGAUGCCUCAGCCGGAUACCUUUGCUAAGCUCAUGAAAGGUCUAAGGAAGCUCUAUAAUAGACAAAUUGCGGCAGAGAUCACAGAGAAAGUAAGGAAGAUGGCUGAAGAGAGGCAGAUGACUUUCAAGAUGUACAAAAGGCGUGGUGAAAGAGACUUGAUAGAGAAAGCUAAGGCAAAGGAGGAUGGGAGAAAGAGGAGAGCACGCAAGCGCCGUUGGGGAGGUAGAAGUAGGAAGGCUGGCGAUUUAUGAGUUGAGUGCGGGGAAUUGUUACCCACUGGGUUCAUUAUAAAAGCAUGAUGCCAUUUAGACCUAGAAAUUUGGUAAGUCCUUUUCAAACUAUCUCUCUCUCACACUGAUUUAUUAUCUGCUAUGUGGUGAUCAUUUAACUGGAUUUAUAAUUAAAUAAUUUACUUAAUCGUAAGGAAAAACCUCUCUCUGGGACUCGUGAUCUGUUGAAAAUAUGUGAGUGUUAGUUUUUUACAUCGGAAAUUUCUAUGAACUACCUGGUAAGUAACUAUGUCCACUAAAAAUAUGCCAAAUAGCUAGCUUAAUGUAAUUUGGUCUCUCUGCAUUCAGCUCUUAUGGGUUUAGCCUGGUUAAUUUUUUCUUAAGAUGUUAAUGAGAUGCGUUUUCUGAUGAUUUAGUAAAGAUUUUAUAGGUUUUGUUUUGAGGAUUUGGAAAUUGGAAAUGAUAUUAAUGUUUCGAUCCUAGUGUUUUUGAGAUUGUAAUUGUAUCAUUAGUAGAUUUAAUUAAAUCCUAUUCAUUUGAAUAAAACUGAAAUAUAUUUGGAGAACAAGUCUUUUUUCUUUAUAUUUCCCGGGGGAGAGGGAGUAACAGGUCAACAGCAAUCAAGGUUUUUCCAGGCGGAUGAAGUAACUACUGAAGCCUGUGGAUAAUUGUUGUUUAUUUUUCCUACUGUUUCAGUCACGAUUUAUCCAUAAUAGUAUUUAAAGUUCAUUCGUUU
This is a messenger RNA of Salvia splendens (bonfire salvia), 3070 nucleotides long. RefSeq names its product pentatricopeptide repeat-containing protein At3g49730. The transcript is spliced from 2 exons. Gene Ontology annotation, molecular function: mRNA binding; protein binding. The record is from RefSeq and is a predicted model, not a curated record. Lineage: Eukaryota; Viridiplantae; Streptophyta; Magnoliopsida; Lamiales; Lamiaceae. The coding region runs from base 268 to 2355 and encodes 695 amino acids.